Nannospalax galili (Upper Galilee mountains blind mole rat) is the source of this 7817-nucleotide messenger RNA. It is a transcript of the gene Sema3a, whose product is annotated as semaphorin 3A. NCBI's taxonomy places the organism in Eukaryota, Metazoa, Chordata, Mammalia, Rodentia, Spalacidae. The coding region runs from base 619 to 2937 and encodes 772 amino acids. Gene Ontology annotation, biological process: neural crest cell migration; negative chemotaxis; positive regulation of neuron migration. The record is from RefSeq and is a predicted model, not a curated record. The transcript is spliced from 21 exons. Gene Ontology annotation, molecular function: neuropilin binding; chemorepellent activity; semaphorin receptor binding.
UCAGCCCAGGUGUAGGUGAAAUGGUAGAGCCUCAGGGGUAAUAGACGCAGUGCUCUCAAGCUGAAGUUUAGCACUUUUGUCCUGACGGGCUCUCUAGCAGCCCAGCGACCGGCAGCUCCUUGUACAGUUACAAAGUCAACAUGCUUCUUGCCGCUCAUAUUUAUGCUUAAUCCGGAGGGCAACCUGGAGCGAGGUAAGAGCAGCAGAUCAGCCCUUGGACUUCAGUGCAAGGACUACGGACAGCAGAUGCAGCCAGUUUAAACCGCAAUCCAUGGAACAGCCUAUAAAGUAACAAGGAGGAGAAAUCAUCACAAGGAGGCCUUCGCUUCAGCAGGAACUUAAAAUGUCCAGGUCCUUAAUAAAUUGGACUGAAAAAAUGUGUCUCAGGAAGUAAGAACUUUCCUAGAAAAAGGUUAUUCCAGAGCUACUAAUCUUGGAGCGAUUCCUGUAGAUUCAUCAGCCCAGGAAAUCCUGCACAAGUUACUCUCAUGGAUACAACAAACUCCUGCUGACAUUCAAGGGAAGCCCUGUAUGUGUUUCCAGAUUCUUUGAACUUCUCUGGCCGCACAAUACAGGAAGGAGGGCUGAAGGAGCUGAGAGACCUCCAGCGACUGCAGCAUGGGCUGCUUCCCUGGGGUUGCCUGUCUUUUCUGGGGUGUACUACUUACAGCAAGAGCAAACUACCAGACCGGGAGGAACAAUGUGCCCAGGCUGAAAUUAUCUUACAAAGAAAUGUUGGAAUCCAACAAUUUGAUAACAUUCAAUGGCUUGGCCAACAGCUCCAGUUAUCACACUUUCCUUUUGGAUGAGGAACGGAGUAGGCUGUAUGUUGGAGCAAAGGAUCACAUAUUUUCAUUCAACCUGGUUAAUAUCAAGGAUUUUCAAAAGAUUGUGUGGCCAGUGUCUUACACCAGAAGAGAUGAAUGCAAGUGGGCUGGGAAAGAUAUUCUGAAAGAAUGUGCUAAUUUCAUCAAGGUCCUUAAGGCUUAUAAUCAGACUCACUUAUAUGCCUGUGGAACUGGGGCUUUUCAUCCAAUUUGCACCUAUAUUGAAAUUGGACAUCAUCCUGAGGACAAUGUUUUUAAAUUGCAAGACUCACAUUUUGAAAAUGGACGUGGGAAGAGUCCAUAUGACCCUAAACUGCUGACAGCCUCUCUUCUAAUAGAUGGAGAGUUGUACUCUGGAACCGCAGCUGAUUUCAUGGGACGAGACUUUGCUAUCUUCCGAACCCUUGGGCAUCACCACCCCAUUAGGACAGAACAACAUGAUUCCAGAUGGCUCAAUGAUCCAAGAUUCAUCAGUGCCCAUCUCAUCCCAGAGAGUGACAACCCAGAAGAUGACAAAGUCUAUUUUUUCUUCCGGGAAAAUGCGAUUGAUGGAGAGCAUUCUGGAAAAGCCACUCAUGCUAGAAUAGGUCAGAUAUGCAAGAAUGACUUUGGAGGACAUAGAAGUCUCGUGAACAAGUGGACAACAUUUCUGAAAGCGCGCCUGAUUUGCUCUGUGCCUGGUCCCAGUGGCAUUGACACCCAUUUUGAUGAACUGCAGGAUGUAUUCCUAAUGAACUCUAAAGAUCCUAAAAAUCCUAUUAUCUAUGGCGUGUUUACAACAUCAAGUAACAUCUUCAAGGGAUCUGCAGUGUGCAUGUACAGCAUGAGCGAUGUAAGAAGGGUGUUUCUUGGUCCAUAUGCUCACAGAGAUGGUCCCAACUAUCAGUGGGUACCUUAUCAAGGAAGAGUCCCCUAUCCACGGCCAGGAACGUGUCCCAGUAAGACGUUUGGAGGCUUUGACUCUACAAAGGACCUUCCUGAUGAUGUGAUAACCUUUGCAAGAAGUCAUCCAGCUAUGUACAACCCAGUAUUUCCAAUUAAUAACCGCCCAAUAAUGAUCAAAACAGAUGUAAAUUAUCAGUUCACACAAAUUGUAGUUGAUCGAGUGGAUGCAGAAGAUGGCCAGUAUGACGUCAUGUUCAUCGGAACAGAUGCUGGAAGUGUUCUUAAAGUUGUCUCAAUUCCUAAGGAGACUUGGCAUGAUUUAGAGGAAGUUCUUCUGGAAGAAAUGACAGUCUUUCGGGAACCAACGACUAUUUCAGCAAUGGAACUUUCCACGAAGCAGCAACAACUGUACAUUGGGUCGGCAGCUGGGGUGGCCCAGCUACCGCUGCACCGCUGUGAUGUUUAUGGCAAAGCCUGUGCAGAGUGUUGCCUGGCCAGAGACCCUUACUGUGCCUGGGAUGGGUCCUCAUGCUCACGCUAUUUUCCUACUGCAAAGAGACGCACAAGACGACAAGACAUAAGAAAUGGAGACCCACUGACUCACUGCUCAGACUUACAACACCAUGAUAACCACAAUGGUCAUAGCCUUGAAGAGAAAAUCAUCUAUGGAGUAGAAAAUAGUAGCACUUUUCUGGAAUGCAGUCCGAAGUCACAGCGAGCACUGGUCUAUUGGCAAUUCCAGAGACGAAAUGAAGAACGAAAAGAAGAGAUCAGAGUCGGUGAUCAUAUCAUCAGGACGGAACAAGGGCUCUUGCUACGUAGCCUGCAAAGGAAGGAUUCUGGCAAUUACCUGUGUCAUGCUGUGGAGCACGGAUUCAUGCAAACUCUUCUUAAGGUGACCCUAGAAGUUAUUGACACAGAACAUUUGGAAGAACUUCUUCAUAAAGAUGAUGAUGGAGAUGGGGCUAAGACCAAAGAAAUGACCAACAGCAUGACGCCUAGCCAGAAGGUCUGGUACAGAGACUUCAUGCAGCUCAUCAACCACCCCAACCUGAACACGAUGGAUGAGUUCUGUGAACAAGUGUGGAAAAGGGACCGAAAACAACGCAGGCAAAGACCAGGACAUUCUCAAGGGAACAGUAACAAGUGGAAGCACUUGCAGGAAAACAAGAAAGGUAGAAACAGGAGGACCCACGAAUUUGAGAGGGCACCCAGGAGUGUCUGAGCUGUGUUACCUUAGAAACCUCAAAAGUAGAAACUUGCUUAGACAAUAACUGGAAAAAAUGCAAUAUACAUGAACAUUUUUCAUGGCAUUAUGUGGAUGUUUACAAUGGUGGGAAAUUCAACUGAGUUCCACUAAUUAUAAAUUAAGUCCAUGAGUAACUCUCCUAACAGGCUUUCUUCUGAAUAUCAACACCUCACAGAGAUCACUGAUGAGCGCAGAUGUUCACUUCCGCUGACUUAAUGUUUCCUACGAUAGUUCAUUUUACUGAUUCCACUUUCUUCUUUGCCUGAGAAAUAAAAGUGUCACUUGCCAUUGAAAGGAGAAAAACUGCAUCAGCAAAGCCAUUUUUAUCAAACUGAAAGUUGAGAAUAAACUGCAUGGAUAUAGUAAGCUGAUGAAUAUUCCAAACAUGAAUUGAUUCAAGGAUAUGUUUUGUCUACCAGCACUCAUGUUUGUAUGUACUGGAGGAGUCAAAAAAGGAAAAUGAAACUGAAUGAAGUGGUCUGUGGAAAUAUAGAAACAGAAACCAUCCAACAUCCAGAAGAAUAACGGGAUACACUGAUCUACUACUGAUGUCUUCUUUCAGCUUUGAUCUAAAGAUGUAUUUUAUUAAAACUAUAAUUUAAAUGUAUCAUGACAAAUAUGCAGUAAAAAUUAGCUGUUUUCUAAGGUAGAGUAGGUUUCUGUCUUACAGUUACUGUGUUACAUAGUUUGUUUAAAAAUUCCAAUUGUGUGCUGCUUAUUUUUUUUCUACAUUUUGUUUUUUGCUCUGUAAGAGGGACAGACAAUAUCACUUUAGACACAUAUACACAUCUUUAACUGUUAAUUCUUAAAACCAAGAUAUAAAUUAUGAUUUUUUUCCUUUGAGGAAAUCAUAUAGAAGGUAUCACCUCCCAUUUUUUAAAGUAUUAUCUAUCUUAACUCUAACUUGCAUAACAUUCUUAGACAACCAGAAAAUUAAGACAGCACAAAAGGGAAGAGACUCAUUUGUUAGAUGCAUUCUGUUCUAUGUAAAGGAUCAAUGAAGCAAAAAUGAACUAUUGUAUCUCAUGAAAAUAACGAUAACUGUCUUAACAUAAUGUUAAUAGAAUGUCUCUCAAUUUUAUGCUUGAGUCUUUGGAUGAUUUUUGAGACAUAGAAGUCUCUCAUGAUUCCACUGGGAAUUAUAUUAUUAUAUCAGUCACUUAACAAUUUUUGAAAGAGAGAGACCAAUGAUAUUCAGAGUGACACCGUAAAAACUCAUUUCCUAAUCAUUUCCUUCUGAAUGAGCUAUCUUUUAAUUCACCCUACUUAAUACAAUUAUUUGUACAAAAAGCACAUAGUUGUUUUCAUCUCAAUGGAAGUAAAUUUAUGUAAACCAUUUUUCAGGAUACAUGCUGCACUUAGAAAAUAUAAAACUCAUUUUCUGAAAAACUUACAAAAUAAUGCAAAAGAACACUUAAGAAUGCCUCCUUUGCUGUCUGAGGAUGAUUUCUUGCCAAUCAAUGAAUUCGGGAUGCUUAAGACUUUGUGCAUUACAAUAUAGUCUGUUUGCACUACACUCGUCUUUUUAGAAAUCCCUUCUUAGUUCCUUCAUCGUGCACAAAAAUUCAAAGCAAAUAUCUUCCUGUUAAUUAAAGAAGUGGCACUGAGAUUUAACUCUAGUUGUCUCUGGAUUCUAAUUAACUCAGCAUUAAUUUCUCACCUCAAACUACAGUAAAUUGUUAUUCCCUCUCUGCUGAAAUAUUUCACAGAUGGAGUCUCAUGUUUCAGUUUUAAUGAUUAUUUAAAUAAACAUUUUGUUGACACUUCUUUCGAAUAAAAGCCUAAAAAUAAUCUACAUCCAAUUUUAGGCUCCUUGACUAAUAUGUGUUACUUUUGGAAGGCCAUCCUCAAAGGGAAGCUUAAUUGAUAAAUUAUUUGAAUAUCACACUUCUGUACAGAGAAUAGUGUUGGAAAUAUGUCAAAGAACAAAGAGUACUCCAAAAUAGGCCAUUCAUUUUUUAUAGGGUCUUAACUGUACUAAAAUUCAGUGUUGUAUUUCAUUCAAAAUUUAAAGUUGAAGCAAAUUUGUUUGCAUAACCUAAGUAUCUCACUUAUUUCUAGUCCUUAACAGUAAAGGUGUUAAAGGGAUCGACAUCUUAUGAUAACUUCAUGAAUACCUCCCUCAAAUCUACAUGCAUUUUAUCACUAUGAAAUAUCAAUAGAAAAAAAAAUUUAGGCUUCAAUUAAAAGUACCCAAAGUAAAUAAAUAUACUGGCAUGUCUUUAAAAACCACUAUUCUAAGUUUUCAAAGAAAUUUAGAGACAUAACUUGCAGAUAAAAACUCUUAGGGCAGUCAUAAUCUGCCGGUGUGUAUUGAGAGAGGGCAGUUUGCACGAAGAAGAAUGAAUGUCCUUCCCAUUUAUUAAUUCAGUUUAGAUAGACUGACAUAUGCAUGUGUCACCACAGGUGAAACCUGACUCAGAGACGCAUGUGUCCUUAGCAAAUUAGCACAGCAUUCUUCAAGUAUGAAAAAGAUGCAUCACAAUUAACAGAACAUGGUCCCAUUGAUAGCAAAUGUAAAGUAUAAAUGCAUGCAAAUGCACAAUUAUUGCUUCUUUUAUGCAUAAUUUAGUGAUUUAUAAUGGUAAGUGUUUAAUAUUUUUGCUACCAAUACAUUAGUCAAAAGAGGUGUAAAUAAUUUUUUAAAAAGAUGAAGAACAGAGUAAGAUGCAAGUUUCUAUAGAUACUCCAUUUCAGUGUGUUCAAUACAAGACUCAAGUGCAAGGUUUGCCACACCAGUGACAAGGGAGUUAUGUACUGUUUAAGGUUGGGAAAUGUGUGCCCCCUCCAUAAGCAUGCUUUACACCAAGUAGUAAAUACGUCCCAUAUCUGUACUAUCAUUGAAUUUCAGAUAGGAACUAGAAAACUGGAGAGAAAAAUGUAAUGAAACUGCUGCUGUAAAUUAUUCCUUUUCAGCAUGUAUUCAGUUGCUAAAUACACAUUUCUUCAAAAUAUUUGAAUUCAGAUGUCUUUACUGUUCCCUAUAACAUAUGGCAUUGAGGAACAUAGCUUUGAAACAUUCAAGAACUAGAGUCAGGGUGCUGUGUAAUUAGCAAACAGAUUUCUUAAUUGUAAUCAUCUGUAAAUUACAUUCUCUAUUCAGGGUAAUGUGGUUUUUUACCUUUUAAAUUAAAUAUUGUUCUUCUUAUGUCAUACCUGGAAAGAAAACAUGGUGAUGGAAAGUCCAAAAUGUGUCAUACAUAUGCUAACCCAUUUCCUUUUAUGAUCCAUAUAGAUGCCAGAUGUCUUAUCAUUGAUAGGCCUAUCCUGAAGGUCACUGGCAAACAUUUUAUUAAUACAAACACAUUAGGAUAAUAUUUUGAAAUCUUUGUUUUAUGAAUUUCUUUUUAAACACAAUUUUAAUUUAAUGGGUGUCUGUCAGGUUUCAUGGUUUUAAAGACACACUUAACAAAUAGGAUUUAAUACCACUUUAUUGUGUAAUAUGAUGCUGGAUAUAAAGUAGCCUAAUGCAAAGACAUUCAUGAUUUUAAUUUUACAUUAGAAAUAAUUAUUUAAGGUUAAUGUCAAUGUUUGUAGUAUAUGUUUCCAUAAGUAAGAAAACAUUAUUUUUCAGAACUUUGUAAAAUCCUAUUAGUUUGUUAGAUUUCUAAAACAUUCUUGUAUUAGUUAUUUAAAGAACUGAAUCUUUAUAAGUUAAUAAAGAGGACCCCCUAAGUGAAAAAAAAAAAUGAAGUUGCCGAAAUGGGGCUUCUUAUAAUUAGGUUAUUUUUCUGAUCAGCCUAUCCAAAGAAAACAUCUUACUUGUUCAUUUCAAGCAUUCAAGCAUGAACAGACAGAGGCAAUGAUACAAAUAGAAUCAAACCAUUAAACUAGGAUAAUUUUAAGUAUAAAGAAAUUGGGAGCCAGAAAUGUUAGCACACACCUACAAUCCCAAAGGAGGCUGAAGAUAAAGGAUUGUGAGUUGAGGUCCACCUGGGCCACACAGGGGGAUCUUGUCUUAAAGAAUCAGAAAAGAUAAAAAGAAAAAUAAAUCAAGCUUUUGGAUACUUUGCCCAUUAAAUCUAGAUUUUAACUCUUCAAGUUUCAUAGACAGAACUUGAUUAUGAAUCUUGUGAGGUGAUAUGAUACUAAGAUGAAUGAGACAUGACCCUGUCUUCAAAGUGCUCAAAAUGAAGAGAACCAAUGACAUGAGUUGUCAUUAUCACUAUGUGUAACAAUUCUUGACAUAACCCAUCUCUGGUAAAACUGUGCCUUUCUUAUACUUUUUCUUGUCCCACUUAACACAGUGGUAUGAUACACUUGUUACAAACCCAUUUUCCUUUCUAGAACGUGAGUUUUUUGAAGGCUAGGGUAUUUUAUUGUUUUUGUUUAGUUUAGUGUGAGAUGGAGUCCUCUACAGCCCAGGCUGGAAGGCUGGCCUUGAACUCACUACACAGCAAAGAAGAUCACCUUGAAUUCCUGAUCCUCUUUGCUUCACCUCCUGAGAGCUCAGGUUGCAGUCAAAGAUCACUACACCUAGCAAGGUUUGUGUUUGAUGCUUUUCUGCUCUGGUGCCUACCAUGAUGCCAAGGAGAGGAGUCAUGUAAGUCUCUGCUGAAAAGAACCACUUUAUAACAUGCUGUGACAAACUGGAGUUCCCAAAAGAAACUCUGUCAGUAAAAAAGAAAGAAGGAACUAAUUUGUGAGGAAAAAGCCAGAAGUGCUUCAGAGAAAAGUGAUAUGGGAGCUAUGAAUUGAAAUAAAUAUUAGAUUUUCCUAGAAGAAGAAAGACAGAUACCCAAAAGUCAGAGAAAUAAGGCUAAGGAGAGAAGCUGUGAAAACCGGUAUUUUUUUCUAAGAGCAUGUAUUCCAAAUGAGUGGAGCAUAAUGUUAAUAAAGAAAAGUGAUGUGUCUUA